GUAUGAUAUAGAACAUCGCGGUACGACGGGAUUCACCUCAUCUUCAGCUUUCCAAGUGCCUCGUUAGCAGAUAUCUCCGUGAUAUGAUCACUGGUGUGUUUGGAAUAUGCCUCCAGACCAUAUCUUUAUUCUGAAACACCUAUUGAGAAUGAUUUCUCCUACAUUCUCCUCCGGCUGAUUGCAAGGAAUAUGCCAGCCAAAUCCGUCAAGUUGCACUCUGUACUUGACAAUUUGCCUGACUAAAGUGUUCUCUUCUUGCAGAUACACCCCAAAUGACGGAAAUUGCAGUGAAGCUCAGUAUAUCUGAGUCUUAAUCACUGUGUAACAUGAGAUUCCCUGGGGUAUAAGUAUGAAGCAGAUUGAUCGGUCUCUCCACAUUUUCUAUCAGCAGCUGCUUUGCCUUGUGUUCCUUCCGAAAGCCAAAUAACCAGUAUUCAUUCACCAAAGCAUACUCACUGCAAAACUACUUACGGUCCUCGAAGCAAUAAGCAAAAUGGAGUCAGCCUCACAGCCAAUUGAAUAUGUCGAGUGUAGGCACCCACUCUUCGAUGUUGACCAGCUCGAAGAGCCUGCCGACACAGACCAACUAUGCGGAAAACGCAUCAAGACGUUGACCGAUAUGCUGCUUAACGGGGGCAGGGGCGUAUACGAUAAGCUGCUGGAGUUCCAUGGCUGGGGUUAUAAGUAUAAUACUGAUUCUCAUCCUUCCCUUCAGCCAAGGCGGGUAAAAAUGGCAAUCCUGAUGAAAAUCCUCUGGAAUCAAGCUGAAUAUCACCAGCCCAAGUCAUUGGAAGAACUCUUCAACUGGGAAAGGGACGCCGGCCCUCGAUUGCUGAGACAGGGGUGUGUUCAAGGGUUGAACAAUUACCUACCCAUAAGUAGGACUUCAGGUGAUAUACCGGAGGAGUAUGUGAAGGUUAUGGAGAAACAACCAUAUAAAAUUGGUAAGCUCGACGAAGAGCUUCUUGAACUUGCGACACCACAAGGGGAUCAAACUGAAGAAGAACAAAGCGAACUCAUUGAAAGUAGUACUGACAAUUCGGAAGAUUCCGAACAUACAGAGUGGGUCCCUUCAACCAGUCCUGAGGACCAGGGAGACGAGGAUGAAAUGACCGACAUCGAAGAGGAGGAAACCUCUGACCGUGGUGAUGGGGAUCCUAUGGAAGAAUGUUCCUCGGGUGGCAGAACACCAACUCCUACGACAAAAGUCGAAAGCCCUGCUACGCAGCAUAGAGAAAGCUUCUCAGAGAGCCGGAGACCAAGUGAACAAAACACCGAAGGUGUCAGUGACCCUAACACCACAACUUCUACAUCCCAGCAGUUCCGGAGAGCAGAACCAGUACCUACCCAGCAUGCCCAGUUAGUUACUGAGGCAGUGCAACGUGCUGUCAUGAAAUUCACUUAUCACGAGCUUGAACGCCAUCAGACUGCUGCCCCAUUGGACAUGCCACGACCAUGGCUGACGGCCAACUUAAAUACGAUGAACAAUGUCCAGUACAGCUUACACCCAGUGACAGCUGAGGUAGAGCUGCUCACGGCAGACAAUCCGCGACGCCCCCGGACUACCAGGUCUUAUAGAGGCCGAGGCCCUGUUAGCAAGAAAUACAGCGAAAGUGCGAUUGGCUGUGCUAUCGUCGCAGGCCGACUGCUAGAUGCCGGGUCCACCAACAUCGACCGCAAGCAGCCGGGCUGGCAGAAUCGCUUCACACCUCUUGAGCAAACCUUCAUUGAAGCGACCGAUGGUCAAUGGGAUUUCCUCGAUAGAGAAGAAAGUAUUGGGCUAGUCGAAUGCUAUGCUAACGUGCUCCCUCAACUGGGCAUGGGGCCUACUUGGGAUAUGCGAAGCGUCUGGCGCAAAUUUACGGGCAACUUUGACCAGUUCGCGUGCUCCUACAAUGAAGAGACUACUGCGCACUGUGAGUGCGGGCCAUCCAGGGAUAGCAGAACCACUGUGGAUGGCACCCGCUUGACCACUCUGGCACCGCCUGUGCUCGAGACUGAUCGGAACGGCGUGAGUAUGGAGGAGGUACUGUCUCGGGUAUUUGACCCUCAGCGCCAGAGAACCUGCAUCAAAUGUAACCACUCGGUUAACUAUGAGAGACGAUUCAAAACCGUCCCCAUGCGCCUGGUAGUGGAACUCGGUCCUAAUGUGUCUAUACGGUCGCAUACAAAGGACAUUACCCUAUCAUAUCGUGAUGAUGGUGGUGAGGGGCAUAAAGCCACAUACCGCUGGAUAGGAGGGAUAUACUCAUCAGCACCAGGUUUUUUGUGUCUCUUGUGGACUGGUGCCGAACGUGGGGUGCGCUGCACGAACCUGUAUUCGUAUGAAAGCGAUUUGCACGACGGAGCCAUACUUGGAUUUCCCAUGUCAGAAAACCACGCGGACCAAGUGCCCGAGCAUUUUUGGAGGAACCAGCAGAUCCCCUUGCUCUUCUACGAGCGGGUUAUGAACCCGAGUAUUGGCGAGCUCCAAGUAGCUGUGAGUGCAGUUAGCGGCAUGCUAGAGUCUGCCUACCAGGGUGAGCUUUUCCUCCAGCAAAGUCCUGGUUGGGCCCCGCCCGAACUACCACCUCGGCAGCAGAACCAAUAUCCUUGGGAUCGUUACAUGCCUGAAUGUAUCAGACGCUUUAAAUGUGCCAAUUCGGAUCUUCGAGUCAUGUUAGUCCGAGGUACGCAACCCCAGGCGCAACCCCAGGUACAACCCCAGGUACAAAUUCAGGCGCAACCCCAGGUGCAAGCCCAGGUGCAACGCCAAGAGCAGGCUGCACCUAACUGGCCUAGAAGAGCGCGAGCACAGCCUUACGCUCCAGCUCAUCCAUACGCGGUUAUGUCCAUGUCCCCCACACCGAUAAUGUCAGCAGAUACGCCAUCCCCUGGGACCAUGAUGUCAGCUUCAUCGUAUGUAGGUGGUGCAAUGCCACCACCACCUCCUAGGACCAGGCCGAUGUAUAUCACUAGGCCAGGAUAUGUGCCUCCUGCCAGUCCUGUUCGGCAACACCCCCCUCUCCAUCAUCCAGCUCUCCAUGGGUCUUUGGCUUCCUCUCCUGUAGCCUUUCCUCAACAGAGAGUCGCUUACAGUCCGGGGAUUCCGACCACCGCUCCACCCCCUUAUGAAGUCGUACAGGCGAUGACCAACCAAAUGCAGCUGACAAACCCGAAUGGUAACGCCUCUGGUGGCUAUGGGCCUACCAUGAUGGGUCAAUCCUCCUCGCCGCGACCACAACCACAGCUACCACAACCACAGCUACCACCAACCCAUCCAGAGAAUUGGGUGAGUAGGCCCGGCCACCAUGGACCUCGCCAGUGAGGUCUUCACCUGUAGCCCCGCCAGACGCACCACGGCCAUGAAGACAUGCUAGCCAACCAAAAUUGAAGAGCGAUGGAAUAAGACUCUCCCCCUAGCUUGAGUUCGGGUUUCAGAUAUGAUAGAUAGAAUACAACAUAGACAAGACAACUUU
Molecule: messenger RNA, 3458 nt
Organism: Aspergillus piperis CBS 112811
Lineage: Eukaryota; Fungi; Ascomycota; Eurotiomycetes; Eurotiales; Aspergillaceae
Exons: 2
Coding region: 494-3307 (937 amino acids)
Source: RefSeq, a predicted model, not a curated record